GGACGGGACCUCCCACAGGUGAAGAUGGGGCCAGGAAACCACGGUGGCGUUGCAAGUUUUCCAUCCCCGGUCUGAGGACGCGCUGCUCGGCUGCUGCUGCUUUGUGGUGGACACUUCGGAACUUAACCACAACAAUUCAAAAACAGAAAACCUUCUUCGCUGAAGUUGCAAGAUGUCCGUUGCAGGAUUUAAGAAGCAGUUCUACAAAGCCAGUCAGAUGGUGAGUGAGAAGGUUGGAGGUGCUGAGGGAACCAAACUGGAUGAAGACUUCAAGGACCUCGAGAGGAAAGCCGAUAUUACCAGCAAAGCGGUGGUGGAAAUCCUCAAUAAAACAACAGAGUACCUCCAGCCCAACCCGGCGACGAGAGCUAAGCUUUCCAUGGUCAGCACGGUGUCCAAAAUGCGCGGGCAGGGGAACGGUCCUGGCUACCCUCAGCCGGAGGGCCUCCUGGGGGAGUGCAUGACAAAGUAUGGACGAGAUAUGGGCGAGGAAACCAACUUUGGUGGGGCUCUCACGGAUAUUGGCGAAUCAAUGAAAAGGAUGGCUGAGGUCAAGGACUCGCUGGACAUUGAUGUGAAGCAGAACUUUAUUGACCCGCUGCAGGCAGUCGCUGAGAAGGAUAUCAAAGACAUUCAGUACCAGCUGAAGAAGCUGGAAGGCCGUCGUCUCGACUACGAUUAUAAGAAGAAACGCCAGGGUAAAAUCCAGGAUGAAGAGAUCAGGCAAGCCCUGGAGAAGUUCCAUGAGUCCAAGGAGACGGCUGAAGCCUCCAUGUACAAUCUGCUGGAAACAGAUGUGGAGCAGGUGAGUCAGCUGUCUUCUUUGGUGGAGUCUCUGCUGCAGUACCAUAAACAAGCUUCAGAGAUCCUGGAGGAGCUUACCGGCAAACUGAGAGAAAGGGUGAAUGAAGCUCAAUCUCGUCCAAGACGGGAAUACACACCCAGACCCAGACCAUCGUAUGACUAUGGAGAGGUGGAAGAAUCUAAUGGAGGAUACGCGCCAGCUGCAUCAAGCCCUCCAGCUUACUCUCCCGCCCCUGCACAAUAUCCACGUCCAUCCUACCAAAGAUCCUCCAGCAAGAGCCGACCGACUGAGCCCUGCUGUAAAGCUCUGUACGACUUUGAGCCGGAGAACGAAGGAGAGCUGGGCUUCCACGAGGGCGACAUCAUCACCUUGGUCAAUCAAAUCGAUGACAACUGGUUUGAGGGAGCCAUUCGAGGCAGAAGUGGAUACUUCCCUAACAACUAUGUCGAAGUGAUGGUGCCUCUGCAACACUGAAAACAACAACGCGAGAGGGAAGUGGCAAGACGGAGAGGAUAAACAUGGGGGAUGGUAGUGGAUCAUCAACUCUCUAUAACCAAAACAUACUUAAUCUUUAUUUUAAUUAAAGGGUAAACCAAGACAAGGGCCUAAUUUGAACCUAGAAGGUAUUAGAAAAAAUAUAGUUUUUUUUCUUUUUCUUUUUUUUGUCAAGCUUUGCAGUUUUUACGGCGAAAGGGAAGUUCAGUCAAAAAAUGACACCACAAUGUGAGCACUCACCGUAUCCUGAGUAUUUACAGUCAUUCCCAUGCACCGGUGCACUUUCUACACUACACCUCCAUCACUGGGACUGAUGAGGCAAGAUCAUGAGAGAAUAACAUCUUAAUGUUUAGCUGUAUUCACAAACACUAAGAAGUGCAACUCUUCUUCCUAUAUUUCUUACCGAUUUUAUACUCACAAGAUGAUGUACUACGUAUUGUUAAUAUUGGUACUACACGCAUGCAUGUAGAGCUUUGUCUUCAUGGACUAGUUUGAGUCAACAUGGAGGACUGGCUGGCCUCUGUCCACGUCUUUCCUCCGCUGCCAUCUAGUGGUUCGAAGGAUCACUCUCAGCUAUUGGUUUGAGUGCCGUUGUAACGCAGCCACUAUCGCUUUCCUAAUUCACCUUAGGUGUGGUGUGUAUGUGUGGAUUUUCUUAUCUUGAAAAUAGCUCUACCCAGUCCACAGGUUGACUGACCUCUGUAACAACUUGUUUUUUCAUUCCUACACCACCGCCAAUCAGAUUACCUCUUUGGCAGCUCUGCAAACCUCAGAAGUUUGAGACCAAAAUGUUGUUUUACAGGCUAUUUUUUUCUAUAAAUAGGCUUCACUUUACAAUCUUUUAACACAUCAAUUGUUGUUACUUUGUUAAUAAUUUACCGACCGCAGUGUUUCUCACUGCUUCUCCACUCUACUCGUGGACGAGACAACAGUGGUUCGGUCCCAUGCAUGUGCAACUCAUUUUACAAAUACAAAAUUAAGGUAACGCAUGCAAACAAACUUUCCUUUUUAUACUACAUUUUAAAGAAGAACCUGACUUUGGUUUCCAUUGGAGUAUAACACACAAAAAUGUAACAUGAUUCUAUCCCACCUCAAAUAUUUUGCAGCAUUAAACCAAAGCCAUAAGCCCCCUUCAGUUCCUCUAUUUUCUCAGGCUGUAUUGAUACUGCAGGCAGUGUCACGCACAAUGUUUUCUUGGGCUUUUUGACCCAGCUGUUUCACAAUGAAUUUUGGUCUGUUUUUGUUUCCCCCCCCCCUCUUCCAUCGUGCUGAGGCAAGCAUGUAAAUGAAUCUGAUGUGUUUUGUACCUGCCUCCGUUUUCAGGCUGAGAUUGUGCUCCAGACCAAACAGAAAAUACUGCAUAACUAUCACCAAACAAUUGUGUGCGCCAUUUACUAAUAAUGAUGAAGGCGUCUGCACAAUAGCCUGUUUCAGUUUCAAUUAAGCUUGUUGUUCACUAAAAUACCAAACUUUCUCUUCCCGUCAUGAUCCCCCGCCACCCCACCCGACUCAUCUCUCCCAUCUCUGUUUGUACCGGGAGCGGAACAGACAGGUCUUUUCAGAAGGGAGGCUACCAGCAGUGGAUUAUGCCCUCCCUCCCCCAGUGGUCUUUAUCCACCACCUGCCCCCCGUUCCCCCACCCCCUUUCUCAUUAUCCGCCCCAUCCCAAUCCCAUGGUGUCUCUGGGAGCCUCCCGGUCCGCAAUGAUAAUGUUCUUAUUUUUUUUUCAUAGUCUCUUGCGUGUUAUCUUUGCAUGUGCUGAGCCGUAGCUGUGAGGUUCAGGUGUGGGUUUACGUAGAUCAUUACACUAAAUCAAUAGCCAUGACUUUUAGAGGGGAGAAUAGGGUCAGGGGUCCAGCUGGAGCUAUUAUGCAGCUUGUAUAAUAUUGAUGAUGAAUAAUGUUGUCGUGCAAAACGCUAAGAUCAAUUUUUGUGUGGCGCUGCUGUCACAUAUGCAGUAGCGGUCUGAAUAGCGUGGUUGACAUUUAUUGCAACACGACAUUCUGUGAUCAACUAUGCAAUAAUGAUGAGUAUUAUCUGACUUUUAAGCUUUAUUUUAUUAAUCUGAAUUUUCUAUGUAGAAUUGUCUUCAUUACAGCCUGUGUGUCUUACACAAUGUCUUAUUUUUUGUAACUGUGACACUGCGGGGAGGCUAAAAGUGGGAUUAUCCUGGAUUAGUUUUAGGAGAUAUGUAGUGUGUAAUCAUCUGUGUUGUAUACGUUUGUUACCAUGUAAAGGGGAUGGAUUCUGCGUUCACUUCUUCAAAUAAAUAUCAAGAAUAUUAA
Molecule: messenger RNA, 3585 nt
Organism: Gasterosteus aculeatus aculeatus (three-spined stickleback)
Lineage: Eukaryota; Metazoa; Chordata; Actinopteri; Perciformes; Gasterosteidae
Product: endophilin-A2
Biological process (GO): synaptic vesicle uncoating
Cellular component (GO): glutamatergic synapse; cytoplasm; presynapse
Molecular function (GO): protein binding
Source: RefSeq, a predicted model, not a curated record